Erpetoichthys calabaricus (reedfish) is the source of this 2509-nucleotide messenger RNA. RefSeq names its product green-sensitive opsin. The transcript is spliced from 5 exons. Gene Ontology annotation, biological process: visual perception; G protein-coupled receptor signaling pathway; phototransduction. Lineage: Eukaryota; Metazoa; Chordata; Cladistia; Polypteriformes; Polypteridae. The record is from RefSeq and is a predicted model, not a curated record. Gene Ontology annotation, cellular component: membrane; photoreceptor outer segment. Gene Ontology annotation, molecular function: G protein-coupled receptor activity. Bases 169 to 1236 code for a protein of 355 amino acids.
GCAGAAUUGCAGAGAGCCCAAGAAGACAUUGCAAACAUAAGGAGUGCGCAAGGGAAAUAGUAGAAGAUAUAGGCAGGUUUUGAGAGGGGCAGCUGCAUUGCUGGUAGUCCUGUCCUUCUAGUGUGAUAGCAACAUUUUCUUUUUUGAGUUCCUUUAAGUUACAGCACCAUGAAUGGCACAGAGGGCAUUAACUUCUAUGUGCCCUUCUCAAACCGAACGGGUUUGGUACGGAGCCCUUUUGAGUAUCCGCAGUACUACCUUGCAGCCCCUUGGAAGUUCUCAACGCUGUGCGCCUACAUGUUUAUGCUUAUUAGUCUGGGCUUCCCCAUCAACUUUCUGACACUGGUGGUAACUUUCAAGCACAAGAAACUUCGGCAGCCCCUCAACUAUAUUUUGGUUAACUUGGCUGUUGCCGGUCUCUUUAUGGUCUGUUUUGGUUUCACCAUCACCUUCUAUACAGCUAUGAAUGGCUACUUUGUCUUUGGACCUACAGGCUGUGCUAUAGAAGGCUUCAUGGCAACACUUGGAGGUGAGGUAGCUCUCUGGUCUUUGGUUGUGCUGGCCAUUGAACGAUACAUUGUAGUCUGCAAGCCAAUGGGAAAUUUUCGCUUUUCUUCUACUCAUGCUUUCAUGGGCAUUGCUUUCACCUGGGUCAUGGCACUGAGCUGUGCUGCCCCACCACUAUUUGGCUGGUCCAGAUAUUUGCCGGAGGGAAUGCAGUGUUCAUGUGGACCAGACUACUACACUAUGAAUCCACACUACAACAAUGCCUCCUAUGUUAUCUACAUGUUUGUUGUGCACUUCUUUAUUCCAGUAGUUAUAAUCUUCUUCUCUUAUGGCCGGCUCAUAUGCAAAGUCAAAGAGGCAGCAGCAUCACAGCAGGAAUCAGCAACAACCCAGAAAGCAGAGCGAGAAGUCACUCGCAUGGUCAUCCUCAUGGUUAUUGGGUUUAUGUUGGCCUGGACCCCCUAUGCCACUGUAGCUUUCUGGAUUUUUAUGAACCAAGGGGCCGACUUCACUGCCACACUCAUGACCAUUCCUGCCUUCUUCUCCAAGAGCUCCUCCUUAUAUAACCCUAUUAUAUAUGUCCUGCUAAAUAAACAGUUCCGUAACUGCAUGAUCACCACAAUCUGCUGCGGCAAGAACCCACUUGGAGAUGAUGAUGUGUCCUCCACAGCCUCUCAAAGUAAGACAGAAGUGUCCUCAGUGUCUUCUAGCCAAGUAUCUCCGGCAUAGUCACAUUUUUUACUGACCCAAAACACAUUAUGGUGACUGCUCUAUUCCACAGUAGCAUCUUCCUCAUUUUUUUUCGAUAACGUGCAUUAACUGUGACAAAGAUUUUACUGAUCAAAAGGUGAAAGUGAAAAGGCAACCAAAAUCAGAAGAAUAUGUCUGUCAAGAAGUCCGUCUUCCUAAUGGUGAAAAAGUUCAUUUAUGUACUAUUAUAUUUAUAUACUUUCAGCACAGAAUUUUUCAACCCUUUUCUUGCUGCCACUCCUUUUUUGGCAGCAACACUACCGUCAUGGCAACUGCAAGACUGCAGGUAAUAUCACAACGUCUCCAGGUAAACCAUACUAUAUUGGUUAACUAUAUUGACCACUGAACAUUCAACCAUCCAUCUGAUAGCAGGUACAGUUUAUCAAAUGAAAUUAAAAAAGUAACAUCACCUUUGAACCUCUUUAGUCACUGUUCAUGAUGCCUCCCUAACUCCCUAGCACUGCAAAGCAGCCUUCCACCCCUAAUACAGGAGUGUGAAAAUUAUACACCAUGUGAAAAGGUCCUACUUUUCCUAAAUAUUCAUGGGCAACCUGUGGAUUUGCUUUUCUCUAAAAUGCACUCUACGGUUUGCUCUAUUCAGCUAAAGUUAGCCUCUUGAUGACACUUUUCUUUUCAGUGUUGUAAAGAAUGAGGAUAGACAUUUGUACGUUAACAUCAGGCAAGUGAAAAAUGGAGACAUACGCAACGAAGAGCAAAAGCAGCAGGAGAACUGUGCAGUUUCACUGGGCAAUAUUGUUUUAGUGUUCUGAAUGGCUGAUAUCUACCAAGCUCCUUAAGUCAGCAGAAUAUCAGAACAUACGUCUACCCUGUAUAUCAAGAUAAGCGCAGAAAUGCAAGCUGAAAAGCCAACAGUUCCAGUAUGAUGGCAACAAAAGCUACUACAUGUGAUUGGUAUGAUAAACAAACACUUAAGUAAUACUAGUGCAUCUAGUGACUGAGUAACAACAAAAUGGGAAUUAGUUUCCAAGAAGAGCUUUAGAAGCUUCAGUCAUUUUGAGAAUUAAUGCUGUAUAUAACAUCAGCUUUUUCUGUGGCGGAGAGCUGCAAUAUUUACAAGGGUAUACUGGACUACACACCUGUUUUGGUUUGUUUUUUGUCACUCUGGGCAAAUAAUUCUUUAUUUGUCUGACCUUGUCAUCACUGCUGUAUAUAUUUUAUAAAUAAAGUAUAUAAUGUGAAUUUGUAAAGUCAAACAAAACAUAGUAAUAGAAAUAAAUGCAUGCAUCAAAAA